Molecule: messenger RNA, 1581 nt
Organism: Solanum tuberosum (potato)
Lineage: Eukaryota; Viridiplantae; Streptophyta; Magnoliopsida; Solanales; Solanaceae
Gene: CKX4
Product: cytokinin oxidase/dehydrogenase
Biological process (GO): cytokinin metabolic process
Molecular function (GO): cytokinin dehydrogenase activity; FAD binding
Source: RefSeq, marked provisional
AUGGCUACGAAAUUAUUGUUAACGUUAGCGAUAUGUCGCUUAAUUGUUACCGUGGGAUUUACUUUUAACCCGAAUGACCUUUUACUGCUCGGGCUCAAUGGGAAACUCAGCGUGGCUCCAGCCGAUUUACAAUCCGCUUCGGUUGAUUUCGGCGGAGUGUAUAAAGCCGAGCCGAUGGCGGUUCUUCACCCGGCUACAUCCGAGGAUGUAGCGCGGUUAGUGAAGGCCGCGUACGACUCGGCUCGUGGGUUCACCGUGUCGGCUAGAGGUCAUGGACAUUCUAUAAAUGGUCAAGCCAUGACGACAAAUGGCGUUGUGGUUCAAAUGAGCGGCGGUGGCGGCUCGAAAAAUAAGAUGUUAACUAUUUCGGAGAAAUUCAUGUACGCUGAUGUUUGGGGUGGAGAGUUAUGGAUUGAUGUGUUGACGUCCACAUUAGAAUACGGUCUCGCACCGAAAUCAUGGACUGAUUAUUUGUACUUAACUGUGGGUGGUACUCUCUCUAAUGCUGGAAUUAGUGGUCAAGCUUUUAAUCAUGGCCCUCAAAUUAGCAAUGUCCAUGAACUCGAUGUUGUUACAGGUAAGGGUGAGCUAUUGACAUGUUCAGAAAAAGAAAAUUCUGAGCUGUUUCAAGCCGUUCUUGGUGGAUUAGGACAAUUUGGGAUCAUAACAAGAGCAAGAAUUGCACUUGAACAAGCUCCUCAAAGGGUGAGGUGGAUUCGAGUACUAUAUUCCAAUUUUUCAACAUUUACACAAGACCAAGAAUAUUUAAUAUCAUUGCAUGGAAAACCAGCUUCACAAAAAUUUGAUUAUGUUGAAGGAUUUGUUAUAGUUGAUGAAGGUUUGAUAAAUAAUUGGAGGUCUUCUUUUUUCUCACCAAGUAACCCUGUGAAAAUUUCUUCUCUCAAGGCUGAAGGAGGUGUUUUAUAUUGCUUGGAAAUUACCAAAAAUUAUCACCUUUCAAAUGCUGAUACCAUUGAUCAGGAGAUUGAAAUAUUAUUGAAAAAAUUAAAUUAUAUACCAGCUUCAGAGUUCAGAACGGACCUUCCUUACGUGGAUUUUUUGGACCGGGUUCACAAGGCCGAGUUAAAACUCCGGUCUAAAGGUUUAUGGGAAGUGCCACAUCCAUGGCUAAACUUAUUUGUACCAAAAUCAAGAAUUGCUGAGUUUGAUAAAGGAGUAUUUAAGGGCAUUUUGGGAAACAAAACUAGUGGUCCAAUACUCAUAUACCCUAUGAACAAAAACAAAUGGGACGAUAGGAGUUCGGUAGUUACACCAGAAGAAGAUGUGUUUUACUUGGUCGCGUUUUUGAGGUCUGCAUUGGAGAAUGGUGAUGAGACACAAACGUUGGAUUACCUAAGUAAUCAAAAUUAUGAAAUAUUGAAGUUUUGUGAGGAUGAAAAGAUCAAUGUGAAACAAUAUUUGCCUCAUUAUGACAAUCAAAGAGAAUGGAGGGACCAUUUUGGAGAAAAAUAUUGGACAAGAUUUCAACAAAGAAAAUUAGAGUUUGAUCCAAGGCAUAUAUUAGCAACCGGCCAAAAGAUUUUUAUGCCUUCUUUUAAUCCUAAUAUUGCUACUUGGUGA